This is a messenger RNA of Pelodiscus sinensis (Chinese soft-shelled turtle), 2330 nucleotides long. RefSeq names its product serum response factor binding protein 1 (gene SRFBP1). The record is from RefSeq and is a predicted model, not a curated record. Gene Ontology annotation, biological process: maturation of SSU-rRNA. Gene Ontology annotation, cellular component: 90S preribosome; nucleus. Lineage: Eukaryota; Metazoa; Chordata; Testudines; Trionychidae.
GCCAUGGCGCAGGUGCUGAAUCUCAACAAUGAGGUUGUGAAGAUGAGAAAAGAGGUGAAGAAGGCCAGAGUUCUUACCAUUCGGAGACUCACCAGACACAUUGCAAAACUUAAGUUAAAAAAGGGUUCAGAAGAGGUGGUAUUAAAAAAUCAAAGGCGAGCAGAGAGAUUAUUAGAAGAAAUCCAUGCAAUGAAGGAAAUAAAACCAGAUCAAGUAACCAAGUUUGCUCUUGGGGAUGAGAUUACUUUUGAGCAAGUCUGCAAAAAGCCAAAUUCCACUGCAGCUGACAGAGCAAUUGCUAGACUAGCAACAUACCCACUGUUGAAGACAAAAAUUGCUGAUAUUAAAGAUGCUGUAAAAGCCUUUAAGGAGGCAAGACAGAAGCCAUCUAAAACUCAGUCUUCAGAUGAGCAUUCAUCAGAGCAGCAACUUUCUCAAAAGUCUAAAUUGAUGCAACAUUCUAAUAACCGUGUAGAUAACCGAACACAUACACAGCAAGAAGAUAAAACAAUGGCAAAUGAGAAAACAGCCACCAACAUAGAAAAUGAAGAAAUCUGUACAAGAGAAGAUGAACAGAAGAUGUUGGACAUUGAAAGAACAGAUUCUUUGGGUGAUUUGUCAUUGCAAGCUUCAGAAAAACACACAGGAGUUCAGGAUCAAACAGAAAUUACAAUUGACAGGCCAAAAAGAAAAAAACUGACAAGGGUAAACAAGUUCAGGAUAACAAACGAAUCAAAUAGUGAUGUUAGUGACAUGGAAAAAAAUGAUAACAAGGAGUAUUUUGAUGAUAGCACCGAAGAGAGAUUUUAUAACCAAUCAUCCGAUUCUGAAGAUAGUGAUAGCAAUGAUGAUUUCUUCAUUGGCAAAGUGAAGAAAAAGAAAAAAAAAGUAGCAGAUAGUGACCUUUCUCCAGCAAAGGAAAAGAAAAGACUGAAAAAAGCAUUACUAAACAAAACAAAGGACUCAAAAUUGAUGAUGAUGCAGAAUAUGAAUACAGAAGGAAGUAAAUCAAGUGUAAAAGCAAUGAAGUUGGAAUCACUAUUUUGCAAUUCUCUGUCCAGAUCUGAUCAGCAAUCCAAAAAUAUGAAGAGAAAUGUUAAUGAUCAGACUUUCAAAAACAGAAGAGCAGGUUUUCCAAAAUAUGAACUGCAGGUAAAGAGAAAACAACUUGCUAAAGCUGCAGGUAUAAAGUAUGAAAAUAAAAAAGAGCAUUUGGAGCAACCACUUCAUCCUUCCUGGGAAGCAAGCAAGAAACGUCGAGAGCAAAUGUCUCAGAUUACAGCAUUCCAGGGAAAAAAGAUUAAAUUUGAGGAUGACUAAACUUUUUUAAUGUAAAUUCACAUUUUUAAAAAAGAUUCUUCUAAUUCCCCUCUAAUUGGAUACUUACUUUUGAGAUGUAACAACUUGUGAUUUGAGUGGACCUUUGUGUCCCUGGUGUUAUAGAUUGGAAAGAGAAUAUUUAUCUUCUUGAUUGAGAUAAUACAAAGUUGUUUGGAAACUAAACAUUUUACAGUAUUUGAGAACUAGUGCCUUUACAAAAACAUCUAAAUAUGAUUUGAAAAAGCUAAAAGUAUCCUAAUCUUUUGACAUCAGUGAUGUAGUGUUUUAAAAAUUUUUUGGCAAGGAAAAAACUAAUCCAGAUUUGUUUAUAAUGCAAAUUGUUUUAUUUGCUCAGUUUGUGCUGUAUGAAUUGAAUAAUAGGAGUGUCACAUAGUAUAUGUUUAAGAGUUCAGUUUUGUACUGCUACCAUCUGUGAAACCCACAAUGAAGUUAAGGGUUUAUGGAGUUUUGUGCUCUAAAAUAGUUGGGAUUUUUUUACUUGCUUUCUUUUACUUCCUCUGUGGAGUUCUGCAUUAUAUAAAGUAAAUGCAAAAGAACUAUUUAAAGAUUUUUUUAUAUCUGAAGAGAUGGGAAGGAUAAAAACUCCAACAUAAGAAAACUGUAUUAAAAUAGUUCACUAAAGUGUAUGUUAAAAUCAUCAAAAUAUUUACCCUGUCUUAGAUGGAAGAAGUUGAGAGCUCUUUUCACUCUGAAGACGUUUGGUAAAUUCCAUAAGUGUAUUAAGCAAGCAGAAAUGCAGAUCAAUAGUGCUUAUGGCAAACUCUGGGUAGCAAUAAAAACUUGCCAUCUAAAAAAUGAUAUUCAUCUUUCUUGAUUAGAUAGAAAAUGUGGAUAACUAAAGUAAACAGUCUUGAGCAUUCCUGUACUGAAAGGAACAUUCAGUGUGCCCAACUUAAUUUAAAUUGCACAGAGUCAAAGAUUUAGUCCCAUCCUAUUCAGGUCUUAUAUACCAGAAUCUGGAAAGUGGAAUUAAAUUAAGUUUGUGCCCA